AUGAGCCUUAAACUUUACGGUCAUCCCAUCUCGCUUUGCACGAGACGUGCUCUGAUAGUGCUCGCGGAGAAGAAUGUCGACUUUGAGUUUGUAAAUGUCGACUUCAUGUCUGCGGAGCAAAAGCAACCUCAUUACAAGGACAGACUCCCCUUCGGACAGAUUCCACUGCUCGAAGAUGGAUCUUUCGGUCUUUAUGAAUCGAGAGCUAUUGCCCGUUACAUCGCUGCUCGAUACGCCGGUCGGGGUACCCGCUUGCUUCCUGCUCAAGACGACAUCCAAGCUCUGGGUCUCUUCGAGCAAGCAGCUUCUAUCGAAUACUCUCAGUUUUACGAUGUGGCGUUGCAAGUCUUGGUGCAGAAGUUCUUCAACCCAUCGAAAGGCAUUGCUACUGAUGAAGUCGCGUGUGAAGCUGCCGUGAAAAGGCUCCAUAGUAUCCUGGACAUUUUGAACAAGAUUCUGGACAGCCAAGAUUACUUUGCCGGCGACUAUUUCUCCCUCGUCGACACCUUUUACAUGCCAACCGUUGGCCAUCUGUUCCACGCCGGGGAAGGCGCUGCUUUCGAGAGCCUUCCCAAUCUGAAAGCUUGGUGGGACAGGGUUUCGGCCAGGGAAUCGUGGAAGAAGGUUGCUCAGCAUUGA
This is a messenger RNA of Colletotrichum karsti, 639 nucleotides long. Its product is annotated as putative glutathione-S-transferase theta, GST. Gene Ontology annotation, cellular component: cytoplasm. Lineage: Eukaryota; Fungi; Ascomycota; Sordariomycetes; Glomerellales; Glomerellaceae. The coding region runs from base 1 to 639 and encodes 212 amino acids. The record is from RefSeq and is a predicted model, not a curated record. Gene Ontology annotation, molecular function: glutathione transferase activity; glutathione binding. The transcript is spliced from 4 exons.